CGUUGCCUGACACUCUACUCAGCUGACGUCUUUAAUUCCCUGCAUCCCGUUCAUUCGUCGAUCGACUGCUGGGGCCGUUUGUUUGUACUCAUCGUUUAUCGGACGCCAGCAUCAACCGACCAAAGCAGACAGUGCACGAGUUCACCAAAACAACUUUUAAAAAACCAAAGUGAUUGAACUACAUUCGUAAUGGAUAAUCCCGGAUUGAGUCGUGAUGUGGCCGAUAUUGAGAAUAUUUUGGCACUGAACCCGAAGAUCAAACCAUUUGCCAGUUUAGUUCCGUCUGUCGAGACCAAGAAGAUAAAAAAACAUUGGAAACGCAAUGGCGAUAAAAAUUGCCAGUCGUGCGGACCACCGGAUUUAUACCAAAACUUUGACGACAUCAAACACACGACGUUGAGCGAGCGUGCGGCCGUACGCGAAGCUGCACGAUGCCUCAAAUGUGCCGACGCCCCGUGUCAAAAGUCUUGUCCGACCCAGUUGGACGUCAAGAGUUUCAUCGGUAGUAUCUCUACCAAGAACUAUUACGGAGCAGCUAAAGCAAUUUUCUCUGAUAAUCCUCUGGGUCUCACGUGCGGAAUGGUGUGUCCGACUAGCGACCUAUGCGUGGGUGGAUGCAAUUUGUACGCGUCGGAAGAGGGGCCCAUCAACAUUGGAGGGCUACAGCAAUUCGCCACGGAGAUGUUUAAGUUAAUGAAAAUUCCGCAAAUCCACCCACCGGAUCUUGCAAUUCAAGAUCUAGGUCCCGGAUAUCGAUCGAAAAUUGCUCUCCUAGGAUGUGGCCCUGCUUCAAUCUCCUGUGCCACGUUUCUGGCCCGAAUGGGUUAUUCCGAUUUGACGAUUUUUGAAAAGAAUGAAAGCAUCGGCGGUCUCAGCUCCUCCGAAAUUCCCCAGUAUCGCCUACCUUACGAGGUUGUCGAUUUCGAAAUCGAACUGAUGAAAGAUCUGGGAGUGAAAAUCGUUCAGGGCAGAUCGCUAAGCGUUAAAGACAUAACGCUGCAGGGCUUGAAAGAGCAAGGCUACGAAGGAGUUUUUAUUGGAAUAGGUUUACCGCAAGCUAAAAGGAUCCCCAUCUUUCAAAAUUUGAAAGAACAAAUGGGUUUUUAUACUUCAAAGGAUUUCCUGCCCAAGGUUUCAGCUGCCAGCAAACCUGGAAUGUGCAAAUGCAAAUCUGCACUGCCAUCGUUGCACGGGAAUGUGAUCGUCCUCGGUGCAGGAGACACGGCCUUCGAUUGUGCCACGUCAGCUUUGCGUUGCGGUGCCAAAAGAGUAUUCGUCGUCUUCCGCAAAGGAUUCAACAACGUCCGUGCUGUGCCGGAAGAGAUGGGUUUGGCCAUUGAAGAAAAAUGCGAAUUCAUGCCUUUCUUGGCCCCAAAAGAAGUCAUUAUCAAAGGUGACCGUAUUUCUGGAAUCAAAUUCCUGCGUACUGAACAGCUGGAUGACGGAACGUGGAUAGAAGACGAAGAGCAAGAAGUCCGUUUGAAAGCGGACUGGAUCAUUUCCGCGUUCGGUUCUGGACUAGAAAAUCCGGACGUGAAAGCUGCAAUGGAGCCACUCAAGUUUAAUCGUUGGGGAUUGCCGGAAGUGGAUACACGCACAAUGCGAUCUAGUUUAGAAUGGGUGUUCUGUGGCGGAGACAUUGCCGGUGUUGCCGAGACAACCGUCGAGUCUGUUAACGAUGGCAAAACUGCCGCUUGGUACUUGCACCAAUACAUUCAGGGAUCGCACGGAUCGAUCGUUUCAUCAGAACCCAAAUUGCCCAAGUUUUACACGCCCAUUGACAUGGUUGAUAUAAGUGUGGAAAUGUGCGGACUCAAAUUUCCCAAUCCUUUUGGACUCGCUUCGGCACCGCCCACCACCACGUCGGCCAUGAUCCGCCGAGGUUUUGAAGCCGGCUGGGGAUUUGCCCUCACCAAAACCUUUUCGCUGGAUAAGGAUAUUGUAACCAAUGUGUCACCUCGUAUCGUGAGAGGUACCACUUCUGGACAUAUGUAUGGGCCUGGCCAAGGAUCUUUCCUCAAUAUCGAAUUGAUUUCGGAAAAAACUGCUGCCUAUUGGUGUCAGAGUGUCACCGAGCUCAAAGCCGAUUUUCCUAAUCACAUUUUGAUUGCCAGUAUCAUGUGCAGCUAUAAUGAAAGCGAUUGGACAGAGCUCGCGCGCAUGGCUGCCGCUGCCGGAGCUGAUGCUCUCGAGUUAAACUUAUCGUGCCCGCACGGAAUGGGAGAGCGUGGGAUGGGCUUGGCGUGCGGACAGGAUCCUGAGCUUGUGCGUAACAUUUGCCGGUGGGUAAGAGCAGCCGUCACCAUUCCGUUUUUCGCCAAAUUGACACCCAACGUCACUUCAAUAGUUGCCAUCGCAAAAGCCGCUUACGAAGGCCAGGCUGAUGGCGUGACAGCCACCAAUACAGUGUCAGGACUAAUGGGAGUGCGCAGUGAUGGAUCGGCUUGGCCAUCGAUCGGUAAAGAGCAGAAGACAACUUAUGGAGGCAUGUCAGGCAAUGCGAUCCGGCCCAUCGCUUUGAAAGCAGUGUCAGCCAUCGCAAGGGCUCUACCCGGAUUCCCCAUUUUAGCCACGGGUGGUAUCGAUUCGGCAGAUGCAGCCCUGCAGUUCCUCCAGUGCGGAGCUAGCGUUCUCCAGAUCUGUAGCUCCGUACAGAAUCAAGACUUCACCGUCGUGGAUGAUUACAUCACCGGCCUUAAAACGCUCUUGUAUCUCAAAUCCAUUGACGGACUUAAAGGAUGGGACGGCCAGAGUCCACCAACCAUUCGACACCAAGUCGGUAAACCGGUUCCCAAGGUGGAAACGGUGGUUGAUCAGCAUUUGCCGAAUUUCGGACCUUUCAUGAAGGAACGUGAGAAGAAAUUGGCCGAAUUUAAGAAAGCAGAUGAUCUGCUGGACGAGACAUAUCAACCGCAACCUCAGCGGCCACCGAACGCACCUGCUAGACCAAUUCCCGCUAUUCGUGCCAUCAUUGCUGCUGCUAUUGACCGCAUUGGAACCUAUGGCGACCUUGAUAAUAAACAACAAGUCGUUGCCAUGAUUGAUGAGGAAAUGUGUAUCAAUUGCGGUAAGUGUUACAUGACGUGUAACGAUUCCGGCUAUCAAGCCAUCGUUUUCGAUCCAGUUACCCAUCUACCGAAGGUUAAUCAGGACUGUACGGGCUGCACGCUUUGUCUCUCCGUCUGCCCUAUUAUUGAUUGUAUCACAAUGGUGCCACGGAAAACCCCGUAUAUUCCUAAACGAGGAGUUGCGCUGGGUGCAGACGCCAACCGUCGUCUGGCGAUUGCCCACUCACAGGAUUUCUAGGCAUCCAGAUACUUUCUGAUAUACUUUCGAGUUGUCGUGUCGUUUAUACUUUUGAGAUUUUUUUAUUGUUGCGAAAUCUCAAUAUGUCCUAGCUGCACCACCGAUAGUUCAAAAUUUAAACCCUGGUGUUGGGGAUCAGUUACAAUAGAUACGAUAUACAGUACAUUCAGUUUAUUUUAUAACAGUGUCUCUGUCACCUCUUGUGCGGUAGACUAGUAAAGUGGACCAACUUUCAAUGUAUGGGCUUAAGGAGCUUUCAGUAAUAAACAGUACCAAUUAACUCUA
This is a messenger RNA of Daphnia magna, 3591 nucleotides long. It is a transcript of the gene su(r), whose product is annotated as dihydropyrimidine dehydrogenase [NADP(+)]. Gene Ontology annotation, molecular function: iron-sulfur cluster binding; dihydropyrimidine dehydrogenase (NADP+) activity; uracil binding. Gene Ontology annotation, cellular component: cytosol; cytoplasm. The transcript has 20 exons. Gene Ontology annotation, biological process: 'de novo' pyrimidine nucleobase biosynthetic process; thymine catabolic process; uracil catabolic process. The record is from RefSeq and is a predicted model, not a curated record. The coding region runs from base 190 to 3306 and encodes 1038 amino acids. NCBI's taxonomy places the organism in Eukaryota, Metazoa, Arthropoda, Branchiopoda, Diplostraca, Daphniidae.